This is a messenger RNA of Juglans regia (Persian walnut), 414 nucleotides long. RefSeq lists its product as uncharacterized. NCBI's taxonomy places the organism in Eukaryota, Viridiplantae, Streptophyta, Magnoliopsida, Fagales, Juglandaceae. The record is from RefSeq and is a predicted model, not a curated record. Gene Ontology annotation, molecular function: nucleic acid binding. The transcript has 2 exons. Bases 1 to 414 code for a protein of 137 amino acids.
AUGGAGACUCGACCUGAUCGGCCCUUUUCUUACUGGGAAGGGAGGAGUCAAAUUAGUCAUGGUGGCAGUGGACUACUUCACGAAAUGGGUAGAGGCGGAGGCUUUAGCUUCCAUCACAGCUCAAGCAAUCACAAGGAUAAAAGUCAAGUACUCAUCUCUGGGACACCCUCAAGCCAACAGGCAGGCGGAAGCAACCAACAAGGCCCUCCUGAAUACCCUAAAGAAAGGCUGGUAGCCCAGAAGGAUAGCUGGGCCGAUGAGCUCCUUAGGGUACUGUGGGCUCACAAAACGUCUGUCAAAACCGCUACGGGAGAGAUACCCUUUGCUCUAGUCUAUGGGGCCAAGGCGGUGGUUCCCGUAAAGGUGGGAAUGGCAACAUCCCAAAUCCAACACUUCCGACUUGACUUGCAAUGA